Molecule: messenger RNA, 1966 nt
Organism: Pocillopora verrucosa
Lineage: Eukaryota; Metazoa; Cnidaria; Anthozoa; Scleractinia; Pocilloporidae
Product: serine protease 23
Biological process (GO): proteolysis
Molecular function (GO): serine-type endopeptidase activity
Source: RefSeq, a predicted model, not a curated record
CACUCUACAGGAGAGAAGUAUCCAAAAGUACUGUGCUUCGGGCUUAAUCCGCUUAAUCAUCAUAAAUUUUUCACUGACUUAUCUUCGUCGUCGGCCGGGAGUCAAAUUCAGUUUCUUUGGCCCUCUUCUCUGAACGAGAUCCUUGUAUCAGCAGCGUCGCGGUAUUUCGUCUGUAGAGGUGGAGUAGCAAGGCUUUCUCACUGGUGUAGCAUCUUUGCGGUGGCAUAAAACGGCGGUGUUACUGCGAUCUUUCAUUAUGACGGCGGUGAAAACCUUGAUAGCUUUUUGCCUGCUGACCGAAAUUGUUCAGGGGAACACACUGUGGUACAAUGGCAAAGAAUCACUUGCAAAAAACUUGGCCAACUCGCCACGCGUCUACGGAUUAUCAUCACCUAGAAAGGUGUUUAUCACAAACACCAGGGGGAAACUAGAGGUUAAUGCAGUGCUCGAGAAUCUUGAAUCAACGAUCUCAAAGGCGCACAGAACUUCGCGAUCAACAACUGCAAAACAUAGGUCGAAACGAGUGAUAUUUUCAGGGGACGACCGCGUGGAGAUACCUCAAAAAUUAUUGGAAAAAUGCCCCUUUAGCGCAGCCGUGAGAAUCUCAACGGGUUGCUCCGGAAUCCUGGUGUCACCCAAGCACGUUUUGACUUCGGCUCAUUGUCUACACAACGGAAGCCAUUACGUGGAAGGAUACAAAAGCCUAAAGGUUGGUUUCCUGUUAAGAAAUGGUACCACAGAAUGGCGAGCGAUCAGCUCCACUAAGAUGUCCAAAAUGUGGAAGAAUGGAAGUGAUCCAAGUGCUACGAAAUAUGAUUACGCCCUUAUAAAGCUCCAAAGAAAUCAUAGUCGAUGCUUUCUGCCCAUUUCUCCGAGCAGGACUUUCUUGUACGGAUCGUACUGCGCACACGAGGCAAUUAAUUUCUCUGGUUUUGAUGAGGACAGGAAAGAUGGGACUUUACUAUACAGAAGUUGCCGAGUUCUGACUUAUUCCGCUAACCUGCUCUAUCACUGCUGUGAUGCCCAGAGAGGCUCGUCGGGCGCAGGCGUCUACGAAAUUCACAGGCCUAAAAAAGGGAAAUAUCUACGCUACGUCGUUGGCGUAUUUUCAGGGAACCGCGACAAAAUUACCAGGAGACCCCCACAGUUUACUUGUAGCGGUCACUCCAGGAGGAUCUGGUUCACGCGGUUUUACAGCACGAAUUAUAACGCCGCCCUGCGUUUCAAGGAGCAAGACGUGUAUCACAUCUGUACAUGGAUGCGCAGACUUGGAGGAGAAAACUGCAAAAAGUUCCUCAAGGAAAGAAGGCGAAAAAGGCGUCAGUCGGCUAGGAAGCGCCGAGAAAGAAGUAAGGAGGCAUAUGCCCGUUGUCAAAGCAUGCUUUAGACGUUGUCAUAGCAACUGAGAGGCCGUCCGUGACGGCAUAUAAAACUAUAAUAGGAAUUUAUAAAAAUCACAUCGACCUCUUCUAACCAUCAAGGAGUAAUUUUGUUCGCUUAUAGCAUAGCAGGUUCUUUAAAUUUGUUUCCCGAGAUUGACCGUAAACGUUACUUGCUGCAGGCCAUAGCAUACAUAUUUUGACGAAUACGAUUGUUCUCACGCAGAAAAAGGAAAGUGUCCACUUUUAUUUGCAACUUCAUUUUUAUCAACUAAUUCGAAAAAAAUGUAAUCCCCUCCCCUCCCCCAUUUAAAAGCUCUAUGUCCAGAGCGAAACUCCUGCCCUGUAGUAAAAGCCCUGGGAACGAAACGAAUUUUUUGAGUAAUUUGAUUUUUGAUUAAACGACGUCUCAGCAAUGCUAAGAAGGAAAAAAAUGUUUUAAAGCACAAUGAAAUCGCAUGAUAACCUUGAAUUUAAUAGCAUCAGUGACAUGUAAGGUAGCUUUCAACACAUCGCGUAGAGUACAUCAUAAUCUAGAUAUCUUCGUGAACAUUUUAAUACAAAAUAAAUGUUGUCAAGUUGUAGAA